This is a messenger RNA of Cynoglossus semilaevis (tongue sole), 1946 nucleotides long. It is a transcript of the gene d2hgdh, whose product is annotated as D-2-hydroxyglutarate dehydrogenase. Gene Ontology annotation, molecular function: catalytic activity; FAD binding. The coding region runs from base 179 to 1783 and encodes 534 amino acids. The transcript is spliced from 11 exons. NCBI's taxonomy places the organism in Eukaryota, Metazoa, Chordata, Actinopteri, Pleuronectiformes, Cynoglossidae. The record is from RefSeq and is a predicted model, not a curated record. Gene Ontology annotation, cellular component: mitochondrion.
UUUACCCCGCAGUCAUGGUGCCGACUUCCGGGUAAAUACCAUAACAACAGUGUGACUCUUGGAAGAACCUCACCUGUCCUGGACUCUGUGACCGUCUUCACGCCGAGUUAUGUCACAAAACCAUGCGGACAUUUCUUGCUAAACACACGUAAAUGCUCCACAUUCACUUCCUUGAGAGAUGGCUGGGAUUCAUAUCCUACGAACUUCACGACUGAGGUCAACACUCAGAUAUCUGAGCCGUUUCAGCUCCAUCUCUUUGACAGCCAGACCCACAACCUUGUCUGUGAACCUCUGCAGUCGUUUUCUGUCCUGCAGCCACAGGCAUCAGGUGCAUGCUGGGAAUGAUGGACAGAAGGUGUCUCCUUCUGCAGCUCCACAGAGGCUGUCUUUCUCCAGAUUGACUCAGGAUGAUUUGGCCUUUUUCAAGAAGGUCCUACCAGGAAGGACGGUCACUGACCCAGAUCUGCUGGAGUCCAGUAAUGUUGACUGGCUAAAAUCGGUGAAAGGAUCUAGUGAGGUGUUGUUGAGACCUGAAACGACAGAGGAAGUCUCUCAGAUUCUUAGUUAUUGUUACAGUCGCAACUUGGCCAUUACCCCUCAAGGUGGCAACACUGGGCUGGUGGGGGGGAGCGUUCCAGUCUAUGAUGAGAUUAUUCUCUCUACUGCUCAGAUGAAUAAAAUCCUUGGCUUUGACAGCGUCUCUGGUAUUCUGAGCUGCCAGGCAGGCUGUGUCCUGGAGAACUUGUCUCUGUAUCUGGAGGAAAGAGACUUCAUCAUGCCUCUGGAUCUGGGUUCUAAAGGAAGCUGCCAAAUUGGAGGAAAUAUUGCCACUAAUGCUGGUGGACUGCGGCUGCUGAGAUACGGCUCCUUACGAGGAACUGUUCUGGGUCUGGAGGUGGUGUUGGCAGAUGGGCGUGUGCUGGACUGUCUGAACAAGCUGAGGAAAGACAACACAGGCUACGACCUCAAACAGCUGUUUAUUGGCUCAGAGGGAACGCUGGGCGUCAUCACAGCAGUGUCCAUCCUUUGUCCUCCAAAACCCAAAUCUGUCAACGUGGUUUUCCUGGGCUGUGAGAGCUUCCAGAAGCUCCUGCAGACGUUUCAGCUCUGCAAAGGCAUGCUGGGAGAAAUCCUCUCAGCUUUUGAGUUCCUGGACAGUGAAUGUAUGAGGCUGCUGAACACACACCUGAAAUUAGCCAAUCCUAUCUCAGAUUGUCCAUUUUACAUCGUCAUUGAAACCUCGGGGUCGGACUCGACACACGACGAAGAAAAAUUGCACAACUUUUUGGAGAAAGCGAUGACAUCAUCGCUGGUCGCCGAUGGAACUGUGGCAACUGAGGACGCGAAAAUGAAGACCCUGUGGUCCAUGCGUGAACGUGUCACUGAGGCUCUGACCCACGAGGGCUUCACCUACAAGUACGACAUCUCACUUCCUGUUGAGCAGAUCUACCAGCUGGUCACAGACAUGAGGUCACACCUGGGGACCCAGGCCAAGAGCGUGGUGGGAUAUGGACACGUCGGGGAUGGAAACGUCCACUUAAACGUCACUUCACCAGCCAAAGACCCCGCUCUCCUCGCCUCCAUCGAGCCUUUUGUCUACGAGUGGACGGCCCAGCGUCAGGGCAGCAUCAGUGCUGAGCACGGACUGGGGCUGAAGAAGAGGAACUGCAUCUACUACAGUAAAGGCCGUCCAGCUGUGGCCCUCAUGGGGGACAUCAAGGCCAUGCUGGAUCCCAAAGGCAUUCUGAACCCGUACAAGACCCUACCAGACGAUGUCAGAUGACCCACAGAUGAGUCACAGCUCACGGGUCUCGGUGUGCGAUGGCCGGUUUCCCCUCGGUGCCGAAGAUCUCCGUGUGCAGGUGAACGAGGCCGCACGCUAUCGACGCCGCCAUCGCCAGACCCUCUGUUGUUUCCACGGCGACUCGUUGCAAGUAGUCAUAAAG